AUGAAGAUUAUGUACAAAACUGUGCUGCUGAUAAUGGCCUUUGAAAGUUUUUGCAAAACCCAGGCUGCCCGAAAGAAACCCUUCAUGGUCAAACUAAAUCGUGUUAGCUGUCCCAAAUUCAGUGAUCGCAUCAAAUAUAUGGAGUGCAAUUGGAAGAAAGUGGCCACCAGUAAAUAUAAUUUGGGAUCUAUUUUUAUGCUAAACAACGAUUUGGAUAGAGAUGCUGAGAUACAGUUGAAAAUUCAUAUAUCCCGCAGUGGAGGUAAAUGGCUGAAAUUUGUGGACCUCAAGGUUAAUCUGUGUGAUGCCCUACAGAAAUUAUUGUCUAUACCUUUGGCCAAUACAUUAUUAAAUGAAGCCCUGCAGACAAGUAAUGUGCCAUGUUCGUGUCCCAUAAAGGGGAACGUCAUGUACAACAUGUCCAACUUCAUGGUCAGCGAUAAGUUAUUUCCACCAUAUACACCAACAAAUUUGGAGUUUAAUUGUACUACAAAUUAUUUUGAACACCAGAAAGUUAUUUACACUUUUAUAGUGGAAGGUGGCAUAAUUCCAUCCGCGUAG
This is a messenger RNA of Stomoxys calcitrans (stable fly), 561 nucleotides long. RefSeq lists its product as uncharacterized. The transcript is spliced from 3 exons. The coding region runs from base 1 to 561 and encodes 186 amino acids. The record is from RefSeq and is a predicted model, not a curated record. NCBI's taxonomy places the organism in Eukaryota, Metazoa, Arthropoda, Insecta, Diptera, Muscidae.